AUGGCCGACUCUGCUAGCGGAUCUGCAAGCGCGCCGAGCUCAGAUUUCUACACCGCUGCGGGGUUCAGAAAGUGGGUCGUGGAGAACAAGAUCAAGGCCGUUGGUUCUCUAUGGGCGUCAGCGGUGGGUGGAUCCAUUUUGUACAAUCUCCGCAAGCCCGGGGAGAAGAUGAGCGUCAAGAUCAUCCAUGCUCGGUUACAUGCUCAAGCAUUGACAUUGGCGGCAUUGCUGGCUGCUGGCGCUGUGGAGUACUACGAGCAUUCCUCAGGGGCGAAAGUGGAGAAAAGGGUACCUGGCUUGCCAUCAUGCUCUGCUGUUAGUGCACUCCCUUGUGCUGCUGGGUGGGUUCCUGCUACGGUGUCCCGCCAGCAACCGUCCCCCGCUUUAGCACACCUCGCCCGGGCCCGUCACAGCCCGUCGCCGCCAAUUCGUCGGAGGGAGUACGAGAGGAGCAAGCAGUAUGUGUUUGUAGCGGCCACCAUGCCAACGGGCACCAAGAAGAGCGUGGGGGAGGUACUCGCGAAGCAGUUCCCCGCCGCCGUGUGGGUCAGCGGUGUCCUGCUGCACCGCCACAACCCCUUGUCAGUGCCCAUCACCGCACUCCAUACCUGCACACCCACACACACCCAAAGGCUUGUACGGCUUGACUGGCAUCAGGUGGAUGACAGCUCGCGAGCCGCUGCACUGCUGAGAGCGCUGGCUUGUGGAAAUGGUCAGCUGGAGGGAGGAGUGGAGAGCGGUGCAAAUGGUGUGCCGAGUGCAGAGCAGCAGGACAGCAUCCAGCGGACCAUGGUCUUUGCCAACGACGUGGAAUCGGUGGACGCCAUUGGCCGGCUCCUCCAGCGCCACCUGUCCUCCUCUGCUGCUGCCACGUCAGCAGUAGUAGCCGAUGACAUGGCGGUAGGAGGAGCCGCUGAUGUGGCAGCAGAAAGGGGUGCUGACGUGGCAUGGUGUGCAGUGUACCACAAGGACGUGCCGCUGGACGAGCGGGAGCGCGCACUGAGAAGGUUCCAGGAAGGAGGGGGUGUGCUGGUGUGCAUUGAUGCUGCUUCAAGGGGAAUUGACGUGGAGCAUGUGUCUCACGUGGUGCAGGCCGAGUUCGCCCUCAACGCCCCUGGCAGAGACGGGCAGACCAUGGCAAAGAGCACAUUGCUUCAGAUUCAGAGCUAG
Messenger RNA from Closterium sp. Naga37s-1, 1170 nucleotides. The record is from the annotation of a GenBank genome assembly. NCBI's taxonomy places the organism in Eukaryota, Viridiplantae, Streptophyta, Zygnematophyceae, Desmidiales, Closteriaceae.